GCCGCGGGCGGCGUGGCCGCGCGCCCCACUCGCGGCGGCGAUGUGACCGGGGCGGCGCGGCGCGGCCCCGUCCCGGCCCGUGGCGCCGUCCCGCGGCGCGGCUCCCUCCCGCGGCCGCCGGGCGCCCCCCCAUGCCCGCGCACGGCCGCCCGCCGGCAGCGGCUGACGCCUGCGGAGCGGCGCGCGGGGCCCGGGCGGGCCGAGGCGGCGGAGGCGGCGCGGCGCGGCGCGGCGAUGGCUGCGCACCCGGGGCUGCUGCUGCUGCUGCUGCUGUGCCUGGCCGCCGCCGCGGCCGCCCUGGAAGAAACCUUGAUGGAUACCCGGACGGCGACCGCUGAGCUGGGCUGGACUGCGAACCCGCCUUCAGGGUGGGAAGAAGUCAGCGGCUACGACGAGAACCUGAACACCAUCCGUACGUACCAGGUGUGCAAUGUCUUCGAGCCGAACCAGAACAACUGGCUCCUCACCACGUUCAUCAACCGGCGCGGCGCUCACCGCAUCUACACGGAGAUGCGCUUCACUGUGCGAGACUGCAGCAGCCUCCCCAACGUUCCCGGCUCCUGCAAGGAAACCUUCAACCUCUACUACUACGAGACAGACUCUGUCAUUGCCACCAAGAAGUCAGCCUUCUGGACGGAGGCACCCUACCUCAAAGUGGACACCAUUGCUGCUGACGAGAGCUUCUCCCAGGUGGACUUUGGGGGCCGGCUGAUGAAGGUGAACACAGAAGUGAGAAGCUUUGGGCCCCUGACCCGCAACGGCUUUUACCUGGCUUUCCAGGACUACGGGGCUUGUAUGUCUCUGUUGUCAGUCAGGGUCUUCUUCAAGAAGUGCCCUAGCGUGGUGCAGAACUUUGCCAUUUUCCCAGAGACGAUGACAGGAGCAGAAAGCACCUCGCUGGUGACUGCCCGGGGCACCUGCAUCCCCAACGCUGAGGAAGUGGAUGUGCCCAUUAAACUGUACUGUAACGGGGAUGGGGAGUGGAUGGUUCCCAUCGGCCGCUGCACUUGCAAGGCUGGUUACGAGCCGGAGAACAACGUGGCUUGCAAAGCCUGCCCGGCGGGGACGUUCAAGGCCAGCCAGGGCGCGGGGACCUGCGCGCACUGCCCUGCCAACAGCCGCUCCACGGCCGAGGCCUCUCCGGUCUGCACGUGCCGCAACGGCUACUACCGGGCGGACUUCGACCCGCCGGCGGCCGCCUGCACCAGUGUCCCAUCCGGGCCCCGGAAUGUGAUCUCCAUCGUCAAUGAGACGUCCAUCAUCCUGGAGUGGCACCCGCCGCGAGAGACGGGGGGCCGGGACGAUGUGACCUACAACAUCGUGUGCAAGAAGUGCCGGUCUGACCGGCGCGCCUGCUCCCGCUGCGACGACAACGUGGAGUUCGUACCCAGGCAGCUGGGCCUGACGGAAACCCGAGUCUUCAUCAGCAGUCUCUGGGCACACACGCCGUACACCUUUGAGAUCCAGGCUGUAAACGGUGUUUCCAACAAGAGCCCCUUCCCGCCGCAGCACGUCUCCGUGAACAUCACCACCAACCAAGCCGCGCCUUCCACCGUGCCCAUCAUGCACCAGGUGAGUGCCACCAUGAGGAGCAUCACGCUGUCGUGGCCCCAGCCGGAGCAGCCCAAUGGCAUCAUCCUGGACUACGAGAUCCGCUACUACGAGAAGGUGAGCCGGAUCUGCACGCCCGACCUCAGCAGCACCGUGGGCUCAAGGCCAGCAACGGACCACAACGAGUACAACUCCUCCAUGGCCCGGAGUCAGACCAACACGGCGCGCAUCGAGGGCCUGCGGCCCGGCAUGGUCUACGUGGUGCAAGUGCGGGCCCGCACCGUGGCCGGCUACGGGAAGUACAGCGGGAAGAUGUGCUUCCAGACGCUGACGGACGAUGACUACAAGUCGGAGCUGAGGGAGCAGUUGCCUUUGAUCGCGGGGUCCGCUGCUGCCGGCGUGGUCUUCAUCGUCUCGCUGGUGGCCAUUUCCAUCGUCUGCAGCAGGAAGCGCGCUUACAGCAAGGAGGCAGUUUACAGCGAUAAAUUGCAGCACUACAGCACCGGUCGAGGGUCUCCAGGGAUGAAGAUCUACAUCGACCCCUUCACUUACGAGGACCCCAACGAGGCUGUCCGCGAAUUUGCCAAGGAGAUCGAUGUGUCCUUUGUGAAGAUUGAAGAAGUCAUUGGAGCAGGGGAGUUUGGAGAAGUAUAUAAAGGACGUCUGAAACUGCCCGGCAAGCGGGAGAUCUACGUGGCCAUCAAAACGUUAAAGGCCGGCUACUCAGAGAAGCAGCGGAGGGAUUUCCUGAGCGAGGCCAGCAUCAUGGGGCAAUUUGACCACCCGAACAUCAUUCGGCUGGAAGGGGUGGUGACCAAAAGCCGGCCUGUCAUGAUCAUCACAGAAUUCAUGGAAAACGGGGCCCUGGACUCUUUCCUGCGGCAAAACGAUGGGCAAUUCACAGUAAUCCAGCUGGUGGGGAUGCUCAGAGGAAUUGCUGCCGGGAUGAAAUACCUUGCAGAGAUGAAUUAUGUUCACCGUGAUCUGGCUGCCAGGAACAUCCUGGUUAACAGUAACCUGGUGUGCAAAGUGUCAGACUUCGGCCUCUCGCGCUACCUGCAAGAUGAUACAUCUGAUCCCACCUACACCAGCUCGUUGGGUGGGAAGAUCCCCGUGAGGUGGACAGCCCCGGAGGCCAUCGCUUACCGCAAGUUCACCUCGGCCAGCGACGUCUGGAGCUACGGCAUCGUCAUGUGGGAGGUGAUGUCCUUCGGCGAGAGGCCGUACUGGGACAUGUCCAACCAAGACGUUAUCAACGCCAUCGAGCAGGAUUACCGGCUGCCGCCCCCCAUGGACUGUCCGGCUGCUCUGCACCAGCUGAUGCUGGACUGCUGGCAGAAAGACCGCAACACCCGGCCUCGUUUCACCGAGAUAGUCAACACCCUCGAUAAAAUGAUCCGCAACCCGGCGAGCCUCAAAACUGUGGCUACCAUCACCGCUGUGCCUUCUCAGCCACUCUUAGACCGCUCCAUCCCUGAUUUCACUGCCUUUACCUCAGUAGAAGAUUGGCUAAGCGCCAUUAAAAUGAGCCAGUACAGAGAUAACUUCUUGACAGCUGGCUUCACCUCCCUCCAGCUCGUUGCCCAGAUGACGUCAGAAGAUCUCCUGAGAAUAGGGGUAACUUUAGCUGGACACCAGAAGAAGAUUCUGAACAGCGUCCAGUCUAUGAGAGUACAGAUGAGUCAGUCUCCGACCUCAAUGGCAUGACGUCUCUGAUUUGAUGGGGAGGGGACGGGGAGGGGAGCAAUGGAGGGUUGGAGGUGGGAGGGGAGGAACUGACGGAAGAAGCAGUGAAACGUUUGGAGAGGUUGAAUCGUUGUCUGAGAACUGUAACUGCAGACAAAGGAGAUACCUGGGACUCAUUUCUAACUGGUGACUUCCAUUUCUCGCCAACAGAAGCACACUUACCAAUGUCAUGGGGAACAGCAUAUAAAUACAUAUAAAUAUGUACAAAUCAUAUAUUUAAAAAAAAACAUGCAAUGAAGACAAACCAAUAUGUGUUGGGGAAAAAACCCCAAUCCCUAGAAACCAGACUGCAAUCCCACCACCAGUGAGCAGUAGUCAAAACUGAUAAGGAAGAAGGGGCUGUUGGGGAAGGGAGAGGCACAAGAAUUGAGUUUCCAGUCCAGAGAAACCACCUUCAGCAACGAUGUUCCUUUUUUUUCUUCUUUUGCUCUCCUUCCCUCCCCCCGGCCCUUCCUGCCUCACCCUGGUCCUUUUCUCUGCUCAUGAACUGUGUGGAAGUGUCUUCAGAAGUCUCCACAGCUACCUACUGUCAUAUCCAGAUGUCGUUCUGUCAACUACCAAAGGACUUCACUGACCACUGCAUGGGGGAUCCGAAUCAAUCCAGUUAAUGUCUUCAUAUUGAAGAAGAGAUGUACCUUCAAUAGAAAACCUUGUUUUUCUUUUGCUUGCAUUUUUUUGCAAAAAGGAAAAAAAAUCCAUCAUGGAAAACAGAGAAAGGUGUUCCCGUGUGUGUGUGUGCGCUUGUGCGCGUGUGUACGUUGUCAACUUCCUGUGGACUCACUGCUUGUCCAUAACAGAAAAUCACAACCGACCCUGACGUGAAUGAACAGUCAGUUCCAAACCCUCUAGGGGAUCUGGGGUGGUGGGGAGGGAGAAGCGGAUGGCUUUGAUUUCUGUCUGGAUCCACUGCACCGGAGAGAGUGGGAAAUAACAGGGAAAAGCCAACCAACCAAGCAAAGCAAACGCUCAGCAUUUUGCAAACGGGGAGGAGGAAGCAAAGGACCAGUCAGCGCGGAUGCUGUAUGGGCUGGGACUCGAGGAGACGCAGUGUGGUUGAUACUGGGUUGUUGACUGCGGAGGCCGCUGGAGAAGAAGGAGAGAUGCUCUGGAAAACAGACUGAUAAGUCCUCCAGAGCCUCAGUGAUCCGCAGAAGAUGGCUAUGGCGAACUUUUUCCCAUCUUGUGGACCUAAGGAUUUUGAUAUUAAAUUACAGACUUAGGUUUCAUGGCUUCAGAGGGGUACGAGUCCAGCGAUCCAGCCCGGCAGCGACAGAGACGGGAUGCAGCGGGGCUCGCCGCCGCGCCGCCCGCUUCCUUUUCCGCCGGCGGAGCGCCCCGCUCCCCCCGCCAGCCACGAGAUGAGCUUGGACGUCUCCCACCGGGCUCCCGCGCCGAGGAGCCUCCGUGCCGCCGAGCCGCGGCGCGGGGAGCCUCCACCGCUGCAGCAUGCACUGUGCCGGCCGGCAGUACCCUGUCCUGUACAUAACCAGUGAGAUGUCUGUAAAAGAUUUCGCCCGUUGUAAUUUUUUUUGCCCCCCCCCCAAUUUGUUGAUUGUGUUGAAAUUGUCGGAGUUUGUAACAGUAACUUUCAGAGACUAUUGUACUAAAGAGAAAAAUUGCACUCAAUAAAAAGGAUGAAAUAA
Molecule: messenger RNA, 4940 nt
Organism: Dromaius novaehollandiae (emu)
Lineage: Eukaryota; Metazoa; Chordata; Aves; Casuariiformes; Dromaiidae
Gene: EPHB1
Product: EPH receptor B1
Exons: 17
Coding region: 235-3258 (1007 amino acids)
Biological process (GO): ephrin receptor signaling pathway; protein phosphorylation; axon guidance
Cellular component (GO): dendrite; plasma membrane
Molecular function (GO): protein binding; transmembrane-ephrin receptor activity; ATP binding
Source: RefSeq, a predicted model, not a curated record